CUGGGCUUCGAGAGUUUGCGCCGCGCUCUCUCUCUCUUUCUCUAACUUUUCAGGUAAAGCUCCUCCAGCUUCUGACAGUUGUUUUGUUUGUGCAUCGCUCCCUCCUCCUGCGUGUUUCGUUUCUAGACAUAAGCUUCCUCCGUCUUCCAAGCAGCCAGGGGGUUGAAUCAAAAGGGGGUUGGUUUCACAGUGAGGCGUAAAGGAUGAAGCUUGACGUGAAUGUGCUGAGAUAUCUAUCUAAAGAUGAUUUUAGAGUUCUCACUGCUGUGGAGAUGGGAAUGCGUAACCACGAGAUUGUUCCUUCUGAGCUCGUAGAUCGCAUUGCUGGUCUCAAACAUGGAGGCACAUACAAAGUCCUCAAGAACUUGCUCAAGUAUAAGCUUUUGCAUCACGACCGCUCUAAAUAUGAUGGAUUCAGACUCACUUAUCUGGGAUACGACUUUCUUGCCAUUAAAACAUUGGUCAACCGUGGUGUUUUUACCGGUGUUGGUCGUCAGAUUGGGGUUGGUAAAGAGUCUGACAUAUUUGAGGUGGCUCAGGAAGACGGAACUAUUCUGGCAAUGAAGUUGCAUAGACUAGGGAGAACCUCCUUUAGGGCUGUUAAAUCUAAGCGUGACUACUUGAGGCAUCGCAGUAGUUUCAGCUGGUUGUAUCUCUCCCGUCUUGCCGCUCUCAAGGAGUUUGCUUUCAUGAAGGCUUUGGAAGAACAUGACUUUCCUGUUCCAAAAGCUAUCGACUGCAAUAGGCAUUGUGUUAUCAUGUCUCUUGUGCAAGGAUACCCCAUGGUUCAGGUGAAGCAAUUACAGAACCCUGAGACAAUUUUCGAGAAGAUUAUUGGCAUUGUUGUUCGUUUGGCUGAGCAUGGUCUAAUCCAUUGCGACUUUAAUGAAUUCAACAUCAUGAUUGAUGAUGAAGAAAAGAUUACGAUGAUUGACUUUCCACAAAUGGUAUCUGUUUCACACCAAAAUGCACAGAUGUACUUUGACCGUGAUAUAGAAUGCAUCUUCAAGUUUUUCAGAAAAAGGUUUAAUAUGUCUUUCCAAGAAGAGAGAGAUGAUGAGACAGAGGUGGAAGUGGAUGAGAACAGCAGACCAUCUUUCUUUGAUAUAACCAAAGAUGCCAACGCUCUGGAUAGAGAACUAGAAGCUAGUGGUUUCACUAAAAAGGAGCAGAAUGACCUCGACAAAUUUAUCGAAGGUGGGAUGGAGAAGAAUGAAGAUUCUGACGAGGAUGAGGAAUCUGAUGAUGAAGAGGAGACUGUUGAGUCAAAUGAAGAAGGAAACCUAAAUGAAAUGAGAUCACUACAGUUGCAAGAGGAGGAGCAGAAUAGUUCAAAUGGCGUUGAGGCUGAAGUUGAAUUGGAUGAUAAUAAGAAAGACGAAAGCAGUGGAGAUGAAAACGAAGCUGGAAGAGAUGAGGAGCUGGACAAAAAACUGGGAAAGCAAAGACGCAGAGCCAUGGCAGCAGCCAGGGGAGGUAGAAAGUCACAGUCUUCAAGAAACACAUACAAGGACAAAGGAGGCCGUUCCCAAAACUCCAAGAUCAACAUGAGCGGCUGGUAAUAAACUUAUUAUAGUACACAAAACAAAACUCUGCAAGAUAUUGAAGAAGCCAACAACGUAUGAUUGAUUCUCUCUCAACAAACUAUGGGCUUAAUGGGCCUUUUAAUAUUUUAAACGGGCCAAAUUUUGAUCUUCUAUUGUCUUUUUCGAUAGACUAAAAUGAAAUGAAUAUUCAGUUUCUAUAUACACUAGAUCUUUUCUCCGCGCUACGCGCAGAUUAUGCAAUAUAAAUUUUUUCACGGUCCC
Brassica napus (rape) is the source of this 1808-nucleotide messenger RNA. RefSeq names its product serine/threonine-protein kinase rio2. The coding region runs from base 204 to 1562 and encodes 452 amino acids. The transcript has 14 exons. Gene Ontology annotation, cellular component: preribosome, small subunit precursor; cytosol; nucleus. The record is from RefSeq and is a predicted model, not a curated record. Gene Ontology annotation, biological process: maturation of SSU-rRNA; protein phosphorylation. NCBI's taxonomy places the organism in Eukaryota, Viridiplantae, Streptophyta, Magnoliopsida, Brassicales, Brassicaceae. Gene Ontology annotation, molecular function: protein serine/threonine kinase activity; ATP binding.